AAGCUCUGAACUCAAGGGGAAACUUCUUUCAGCGAUAUCUGUGGGAAAAAAAUGACAACCGUUUUUCGGAAGUCUACGUUAUAUGGGAAGCAGAGCGCAGCUACGGAAUGCCAGAAAGCGUGUGCUCUUCUUCCGAAAAGAAGAGGCGUGUUGAGGAAUCCAUUGACAGUUCAAAUAUUCGGAAAAGAUUAUUCUCCGAAAUUCCUACACAUCGAGGAGUAGACGGUGGGAACCAGAAGAUACGUCCUUCUAAUAGCUCCUCAGAACAAGUAUCACAGAGCGAAAACAAAUUCGCUUCCUCUGCCUGCAGUUACUGGAUGAGUGUUGUGGAAGAAAUACGGAAAGAACGUGAAAGUCUCUCGGCCAAAGCGCAAGCUUGUAGAAAUAUGCUCAUGGAAGAUGCAGCCCUAAACAGACAGAUGCUUGAGAAACUUCGUGUCAAGGGUCCCGAGAAUGUUUCAGAGGAAAUGAAUGGUGAUGAAGACGUCGACGACCGCAUUCCGAACAUAGAAUUUUCAAGUGAUAAUUUGAAUUAAUCUGGUGUUGAAAUAUAACGUGGACAUGAAGACAGAGCCCUCGACUGGAAGAUGAUGUACUGAAAUGUAAUAGUUGUCGACCAACCGCCAGAGCCAUUGCUUGACUGUAAUGUAUUCUUAGUUAUUAAAAAAAAGA
Molecule: messenger RNA, 672 nt
Organism: Schistocerca gregaria
Lineage: Eukaryota; Metazoa; Arthropoda; Insecta; Orthoptera; Acrididae
Exons: 2
Coding region: 108-536 (142 amino acids)
Source: RefSeq, a predicted model, not a curated record